UGACAGGCUCUCUUCUAAGCGCUGCCUUAUAGAGAGGCAACGUAUCGGUAACCGCUAAGUGGGGAACUUCACCGGGAUACUUCACUGACAGGUCACACGUUCACUCCCCGGUCAUUAGACUUUUCCGUUGAUUUAUCCUACAUUUCUCGCUCAAGCGUCCGUUCAGUAGAGAUACAAUAGAAAUACAACUAUCUUGGACUCUGGCUUGGGGAUGUUGUAUGCUCGUGGCGUUAACAGGUAGGCGAGAUAAGCUUGUGUGCACAUUCUGUGCCAGCAAAGGAAGACAGAGGCGGAUUGUUCUUGAAACCCACAGACAGGCAGCGAGAACCGAAGAGAAGCUGCUGCAUGUGCAGUAGCUAAUGGGGAUCCUAAUAAACUAAUCUAAACAGGAAGCCUACAUUCUCACCAACAUCAAUUUCCUGGUCGUAUUUUCUCCGCUCAUCUGAUUGACGUUUGAUGGACGUUUGAUUGGUUGAUGUAAUGCCCAUAUACAUCAUCGACCGAAAAUUUUCAGAGACACCUGGUGAGUCAUUACAGCCAGCAGCUGAAGGAGUGUUGAGCAUGGCAGAGACCGUCCCCCCUAAGUCGGCUAAGAAGCCCCGCUGGACCUCCCUGGAGAUCGGCCUGCUCACCGUCGUCUCCCUCCUCUUCAUCGUCAUAGUGGCCCUCAUCGUCCUCUUCGCCACACAGCGGACUGACAGCGAUGCUGUCUGCACCACGGCGGACUGCACUCAGUCAGCAUCUCGUCUGAUAGAGAACAUGGAUGCCAAUGUGGACCCGUGUGACAACUUCUACCAGUACGCCUGUGGAGGCUGGUUGAAGAAGAACAUCAUCCCAGAGACAAGCUCCCGGUACAGCACCUUCGACAUCCUACGAGAUGAACUGGAGGUGGUCCUCAAAGAUGUUCUGGAGAGAACCGUGGAGGGGGAGGCCAGUGCCCUCACUAAAGCCAAGACCCUCUACAGAUCCUGCACCAAUGAGAGUCAGAUUGAGAAAAGGGGCGGAGCUCCUCUACUAGACAUGCUCCCUAAUGUAUUUGAGUGGCCAAUAGCUACAGACAACUGGGAGACUGACUAUGGUAACAAAUGGAAGUUGGAGGAUGCCAUUGCCAGACUAAAUGAGAAAUACGGAACUCAUGUCUUGGUUAAUUUUUUUAUCGGCACUGAUGACAAAGACUCCAAUUCACACAUCAUUCAUUUUGACCAGCAAACCAGUCUUGGCCUCUUAUCCAGAGAUUACUAUACCUGCACUGGGCCUUAUGCAGAGCCAUGUAGAGCAUAUGAACAGUUCAUGAUAGAUGUAGCCAAGCUGAUCCGUACCGACCGCAGCCUGGUGGUCAACGAGACCCAGAUCAGAGAGGAGGUCACCAGGGUUAUUGAGCUGGAGAAGGAGAUUGCCAACGCCACUGAUACUCCAGAGGACCGUAACAACCCAGUUCUCCUCUACAACAACAUGGAGCUGGGUGUUCUCAAUGCUAACUUCAGCCUGGAGGUGGACACACAAGUUUUUGACUGGAGUUACUUCACCAGGAAGAUCAUGGGGACGGUCGGCGUCACUGUGCCUGACACAGAGCGUGUCAUCAACUACGCACCUAACUACUACAGACGACUCAACCCUGUCCUAGCCAAGUACACUAAGAGAGACCUGCAGAACUACAUGGUGUGGCGUUUUGUCAUGAACAUGGUGGUGGGUCUGAGCAGGCAGUACAGGGACACCAGGAAAGCCUUCCGUAAGGCGCUGUACGGUACCACGUCGGAGGCUGCGGUGUGGCGGCAGUGUGCCAUUUAUGUCAACAACAAUAUGGACAACGCUGUGGGAAGACUGUACGUAGAGGAGGCCUUCUCUGGGGAGAGCAAAGAACUGAUGGAAGAGAUGAUCGCUGUGAUCCGGGAGGUGUUCAUCAGUAACUUAGACCACCUAAGAUGGAUGGAUGUAGAGACCAAGAAGGCUGCUGAGGAGAAGGCACAAGCUAUCCGAGAGCGGAUUGGUUACUCCGACAACAUCAAAAAUGACACCUACCUGAACAACGAGUAUAAAAAUUUGAGCUACAAUGCAGAGGAGUACUUUGAGAACAUCCUUCAGAACCUGGAGUAUGUACAGAAGAAACGUCUGAGGAAGCUACGGGUCAAAGUCAACAAAGAAGAAUGGGUAACAGGAGCAGCCAUUGUCAAUGCCUUCUACUCUUCAAGCAAAAACCAAAUAGUGUUUCCAGCAGGCAUCCUACAGCCUCCGUUCUUCGGUAAGGGCCAGACCAAGUCUCUGAACUUUGGCGGUAUCGGCAUGGUGAUCGGACAUGAGAUCACUCACGGGUUUGAUGACAACGGUCGUAACUAUGAUAAAGAUGGUGACCUGAAGGACUGGUGGACGCCAAGCUCCACCCAGAACUUUGUGGAGCUGUCUAAGUGCAUGGUGGACCAGUAUGGAAACUUCUCCUGGGACCUGGCCAACGGACUGAAUCUCAACGGGAAUAACACUCUGGGAGAGAACAUUGCAGACAACGGUGGGAUCCGCCAGUCAUACCAGGCCUACCAGAACUAUGUGGAGAAGAAUGGGAAUGAGCCUCUCCUGCCUGGAAUAAACCUCAACCAUCAACAACUCUUCUUUCUCAACUUCGCCCAGGUGUGGUGUGGAACACAUCGACCAGAACAAGCUGUCAACUCCAUCAAAGUAGAUGUACACAGUCCAGGGAAGUUCAGGGUCCUGGGGUCCCUCCAAAACUUCCCUGAGUUUGCCAAGGCCUUCAACUGUCCCAAGAACAGCUACAUGUUGCCUGAGAAGACCUGCCAAGUCUGGUGAUACUGUAGUCCUGACGCUCGCCUGCCCUGAGGUCACCUUUCCCCCCGACUGUUACAGCACUAGUCUGGGACAGGGGUAUGGUCGAUGUCCCCCAGUUCACUGCAGGGUGGGACCAGGACUGCUACACUGACCGUACAGAACAACCAGCUUCAUUCAAGGGACUACAGAGUGCUGUUCAUAGCCAGCUCCCAGACUCUUCACCCAAUCAGCCAAGUCACUGCUUUCACUGGAUACAGUCACGGCAAUUCACAAUCUUUUUUUUUGUUGUGUUCGUUAAAUGUACUUUUCAAUUAUACUUUUUUCCCUCUGCAUUUCACUUAUGAUUCAUUAUUUUGUUUGUAUACAAAAUGUGAGACUAAUUUGAGCAUCUUGAAUCACAGGAAAAUAUCCACUUAUUCUAAACUGUCUCUGUAAGUCCAAAAAUGCUAUUUGUUUUACUCUAUGAAGUGGGCCUCAAUAUUAACCAGAAUGUAUACUGUAUAUCAAUACGUUCUAGAUGAAUAUACAUUGACAGUAAUCAAUACAGUCACACUAGGGGGAUUCUAUUUUAUUGUAUAUUUAAGAAAAUCACAUUUGAUUUGACUGAAAAUAUAUAUAUAUCAAUGAGUAUAAUAAGAAUUGCAUAAAUGUUGUUCUGUAUAUGUUAAAUGUUUCAAAAUGGGUGCCAACUAUUUAUGUCUACAAGCAUAAAACCAAAAUGAAGUUCUUGCCUUGCAAUCAGUUGGGUGACCUAGCUGGUCAGGAAUUGACAUACACCAAACAUAUUCAUAUUUUUAUUUUACAGUAAGAAUGUGACCUCUAUUCAAACUGCUCUGUGUCCAACAGAGGAGGCUGGUGGGAGGAGCUAUAGGAGGAUGGACUCAUUGUAAUGGCUAGAAUGGAAUCAA
Messenger RNA from Coregonus clupeaformis (lake whitefish), 3683 nucleotides. Its product is annotated as neprilysin-like. Gene Ontology annotation, molecular function: metalloendopeptidase activity. Gene Ontology annotation, biological process: amyloid-beta clearance; protein processing. Gene Ontology annotation, cellular component: plasma membrane. The record is from RefSeq and is a predicted model, not a curated record. Lineage: Eukaryota; Metazoa; Chordata; Actinopteri; Salmoniformes; Salmonidae. Bases 481 to 2796 code for a protein of 771 amino acids. The transcript has 23 exons.